CUUCUCCUUCCGGGCCGAGCGCGAUGAUCGGCGAGUUGGGGGCGGAGACAAGAUGGCGGCGAGGUGGCUGUGGCGGCGGCUCUGUCAGGGAUCAGCUUUUUCUGUCAAUUAUGCAAGCAGAAUUUUGCAAAAGCAGUGUUCUCUUCUAAGCUCCAACUUGAUGGGAGCACGGCUGGCUGGAUCCCAUGUUGAUACACAGGAGCCUAAGACUAAUCCUUUGGUAUCUAUUUCAGAUGAGCCAGAAACACUGUACAAGAGAUUGUCCCUUUUAGUUAAAGGCCACGAUGAAGCUGUGUUGAACAGCUAUGAAUAUUUUGCAGUGCUUGCAGCUGAAGAACUUGGCAUCUCUGUUGAAAAAGUAUAUAAACCUCCAAAGACGAUAGAACGAUUGACACUUCUAAAAUCUGUACACAUUUACAAGAAGCACAGAGUUCAAUAUGAAAUGAGAACGCAUUACCUGUGUUUGGAGUUAAAAUACCUAACAAGCAGUACUGCUGCAGUUUACUUGGAGUACGUUCAACGAAACUUACCUGAAGGGGUUGCCAUGGAAGUAAAAAAGACUAAGAUAGAGAAAAUACCUGAACACAUUCAGGAACCAGUUUGGGACGCACUACCUCAAGUAGAAGAAACUGAAGUCAAGUCAUGAACUCACCAGUAGGUCAUCUUACCACCUCCAAUUAGCUUCAAAGGUUGAUCGUGUUAACCCUUAGAAGAUAAUAGCAUCAUUCAUUCACCAAAAAAGUCAUACCACACCCUGGAAGUCCUACAAGUGAACUGGCCUGCUGUGAUGGCCAACUCCACAGGUACUCGUGUUCUUAUGCAGAGAACUUUCAAUUCCAUUAAGUAGCCUGUAAGUAGAAAUUUUUGUGCUAAAAAUUUAAUUUUAUAUUUUAAAUCAGCAGGUAUUUUGUCAUGGAUCUUCUUUUUUAUUUUCAUUGGUAUUUAUUUUCUUGCUGUUCUCUACAUUUAUGCAAAUAGCACACCAAGGCAACAUCAAGGUACUUGCCUAUGCGUUGGUGCCAGAUGUUGCCAGGAAAGGAGUGAUAUAUAGAAAGAGGCAACAGAAGAUUAAGCAAGGGUAGACUGAGAUGAAGGAAGAAAUGAACUCUUCUGUUACCCUUCACAUUGUUUCAAGCCAGUAUCUUAAGAGUUAUGCAUCUUUCCUGUAUGCCACAAAACAGCUUAUAGUGAAUAAAUCAGCAUCCAACUUCA
This is a messenger RNA of Tyto alba (common barn owl), 1212 nucleotides long. RefSeq names its product mitochondrial ribosomal protein S10 (gene MRPS10). Gene Ontology annotation, cellular component: ribosome; mitochondrion; mitochondrial small ribosomal subunit. Bases 53 to 646 code for a protein of 197 amino acids. The transcript has 8 exons. Gene Ontology annotation, molecular function: structural constituent of ribosome. Gene Ontology annotation, biological process: translation. The record is from RefSeq and is a predicted model, not a curated record. Lineage: Eukaryota; Metazoa; Chordata; Aves; Strigiformes; Tytonidae.